This is a messenger RNA of Fusarium sp. VM40, 1731 nucleotides long. The record is from the annotation of a GenBank genome assembly. NCBI's taxonomy places the organism in Eukaryota, Fungi, Ascomycota, Sordariomycetes, Hypocreales, Nectriaceae.
AUGCCCUCUGUGGUGGACAAAGCAAGCCAAUUAUCCUUGCAACGAAGCCGAAACGCAUUAAAACCCCGUCGUUACUUUCCUGGAAAGGAUCGUCUCUCUAAAUUCUACCACCAAUUCAACUUCACCACCCUCAUCCAAGCCCGUCGUCUGGUUAUCCAGCGACCGGAUAUGCCUCGGCAGGCUUCGGAAGAACAAGUCUUUGUCACUCGAAAUAAGAGGUCUUCCGCUUCACCCGAACUCACUGAGAACUGCCAUUCACGAUCGAACCUUUCAAGUGGAGUAUCACAUAAAUCCCGGGCCACAAAGGACCAGGAGAACGGUCAGGGCCGUCGAGGUUCUCCUGAUUCUCAGAGCGGUCAAGCUAAAUUAUCCGCUACAAGAAUCCGCUCCGAGGCCGUAGACAAGUGUGCAAAAAUCCUCAACGUGUCUCUACCCGCGAGUGGUGAAAGGCAAGCCGCCGAUCUCAAUCAAUCCGACGCCAAGACCAAGCACCCGUCGGCGGCCUACUUGGAUUACUGUGUGAACAAAGAAAUCAGACGAAGAAAGAGGAUCAUCGUUGAAAAUUUGAUGUCUGUCAUCGCAGAAUGCGUUGAACAAAGACUGGAAGCACUCGAGGGGGAGUGCGGCCAAACUGCUGGUUCGAAUUCCUCCUCGCGUACUUUUCAGACAGGAAAGCAAACUUCUCGCACAGCCGGCCAAAAGAGAUCAAAGGGUCAAAGUAGUCGCGAUGAAAGUGAGAAUGAGGAAGACAAUGAAAACUCCAGGAGAAAAAAGGACAACAAGAGAACCAAAACAACAAAGGAUGAUACCCGUCCUCGCUUUGCUUGUCCCUUCCAUCAACAUGAUCCCAAAAGGUUUGGUACCGAGAGAACAUGCUGUGGCCCAGGAUGGUUGGACAUCUCACGCGUAAAGGAACAUCUCGAGCGCAGGCAUAGCUUGUCCUCGUUUCAAUGUCACCGAUGUUUACGCCGCUUUGACAAAGAGGAGGAACUGAAGAAACACCAACGGGCGAAAACACCAUGCCCAGUAAAAGAGCCAAGCAGCGUUCGGAGGAACCUCUCCGAUGGGUACGAUGAAGAGCAGUCAAAGAAGCUGAAGGCGAGGUUGAGAAUGAAUUCGGUCGAGAAGUGGAAGGAAUGGUACAGCAUUUUGUUCAACGUCAAAGCUGACUCUCCUGAUAUUCCUUCACCUUCCACCAUUGAAGAUUAUGAUCCUGCACUUUUAUCAGCCAGACUUCCUUCCACUAGUUCUGAGAAUCCCGAGAAAUGGCGCGAAUACUGGAACAAGGCGAAGCCAGCGAUUGAGCGGCAGGUCGUCUUGGCAGUCGACGAAGCCUUUGGUGGAUGCUACCCUCAGCUGAGGUCAAACGUAAUGGAGCGUCUGCAAGAGCUCCCGCGAAUAAUUGCAGACCAGCUGCCAUUCCCGGGCCUCAGUUCAGAGGAGACAUCCACUGCAGCUGAUAACAUUGGACUCUUCACCUGCCUCGAUUCCCUGGACCCAGAGGACUACGGAGACGAUUCAUUCGACUUCUAUAGCUUGGAUAAUGGGAUGGUACCCAAUCCCCCUGCAUUGGAGCUGUUGGAAUCUUCGGAUUCCUCUGACGCAUGCCAGGCUGGCGAUAGCUCAGCUACCUCUGUUGGAGACGACAUGGCAUAUCAGCAAUUCGACUAUAAGCCAGUGCUGAUGCCAACAAGCAUUGAUUUCAGCCUCCCUGGCAAUGGAUACUACUAA